Lathyrus oleraceus (garden pea) is the source of this 783-nucleotide messenger RNA. RefSeq lists its product as uncharacterized. The coding region runs from base 1 to 783 and encodes 260 amino acids. The transcript is spliced from 4 exons. The record is from RefSeq and is a predicted model, not a curated record. NCBI's taxonomy places the organism in Eukaryota, Viridiplantae, Streptophyta, Magnoliopsida, Fabales, Fabaceae.
AUGUCGAAGAUAGCAGCAACGCAAGUCGAAAGUGACAACUCCAUCCCUGGAGUCGAAGGGAACAAGGAUGGCGUUGCCGCUGCCACCGAAACAACAUGCAAAUCUUCUUCUAUACCAGAUGUUCUCAACAAUACCGACGAACCCACUUAUCGACCCUCAUCAGAGAAAAUCUCAAUGAGUGAUUCACCUAAUGUCAAAGGUGCAAACACCACUGCUUUGGGAGGUGAUGAUGCCCAAGAUGAGGAACUGAGAGAAGACGAGGAAGAAGUCGAAGAGCCGCCAAUAUUUGACGAUGCUGAUGAUGUUGAUGAUGAUGAUGAGCUUAAGGACCAAGAUGACAAUGGUGAGGGGGGCCAGGGUGAAAUAAACGAAGGACAACCUCAGGGCCAAACUUCUACAACCCCCACAACUAAAGUUAUUCUUGAGGGUUUUAGAGAUUUGACAAGAGCACCUGAGGGUCUCUCUUCAGAGGAAUUAGCAGCUCUGAAACAAAGCCAAUCCCUUGAGUAUAUGAAGGCUAUAGCUCUCCUCAGCCAAGUUAAUUUGUUGGAUGUUUCUCCUGAAGUUGCCAAUAUCAUCUUGGAGUUGGGUACCAUGAUAGAACAGGUUAUCGAAGACAAUAAAAUGCUUCCCCAAAUUACCAAAGAAAUCGAGCAUAAAUCAGGUGCUGAAGCUACUGCUUGGGAUGCAACUAGUGAAUCGACAAACAAGGCACUGGAACUGGAGGAGACGAAGAAGAAAAACCAGGCCAAGAUCGAAAACUAUGAUUGUCACAUUUCCUAG